GCAAAGCGAAGCCGACAAGCUUGACCCAUUGAGCUCACCGUCGUUCUCAUUGUACUGCCGUUGAGCUACCGUGCAACCUGAGAGGCAGGUGUUGUUCGUUAGAUAGCGGAAAGUUAUCCAAACCAAUAAACACACGGAUAUAACUGUGCUUCUUUAGCUUCUAUGCCCUCGCCUACUUAUAGUCGUACUCUGACGGUCCUUUCGUGUUAGUGUUCUCGCCGAGCUGGCUAAUGUGCGGUAGCUAGCUAACCAACGACAACCUUGUAAAGGAAAAACAAAGCGCAGUUCUCAGCUAAAGUUAAGUGAGGUCGCUGGUCGUGUGUGGCAUAAAGCUUUACGUUUCGAGAAUGAAUGUUCCUAAAACUGGUUAUCGGGUGUUUUCCGCAAACUCUUCCGCAGCAUGCACAGAGCUGGCAAAGAAGAUAACAGAACGACUGGGAGUUGAACUGGGGAAAUCUGUGGUUUUUCAGGAAUCUAACAGAGAGACUAGAGUGGAUGUAAAAGAGUCUGUACGUGGGCAGACCAUCUUCAUCAUCCAGACCAUACCGAGAGAUGUCAACACAGCCAUCAUGGAGCUUCUUGUCAUGGCUUAUGCCCUCAAGACUUCCUGCGCUAAGAACAUCAUUGGAGUUAUUCCAUACUUUCCCUACAGCAAACAGUGCAAAAUGAGGAAGAGAGGCUCGAUAGUGUGCAAAUUAUUAGCUUCAAUGUUGGCUAAAGCCGGGCUGACGCACAUCAUCACCAUGGACCUGCACCAGAAAGAGAUCCAGGGCUUUUUCAGCUUUCCAGUGGAUAACCUGCGUGCCUCCCCUUUCUUGAUUCAGUACAUCCAAGAAGAGAUUCCUGAUUACAGAAACGCCAUCAUAGUGGCAAAGUCCCCUGCUGCAGCCAAAAGAGCUCAGUCUUAUGCAGAACGGCUCCGUUUGGGUCUGGCUGUGAUUCACGGUGAGGCCCAAUGUUCUGAGUCUGACAUGGCUGAUGGGAGACACUCCCCACCGUGUGUGCGCAACACCACAGGACACACAGGACUGGAACUACCACUAAUGAUGGCCAAGGAGAAACCUCCGAUUACUGUAGUUGGGGAUGUGGGCGGAAGAAUUGCCAUCAUUGUGGACGACAUCAUCGAUGACGUGGGAGACUUUGUUGCAGCUGCAGAGAUCCUGAAAGAAAGAGGGGCCUAUAAGAUCUAUAUAAUGGCCACGCACGGUUUACUUUCUGCGGACGCUCCACGCCUCAUUGAGGAGUCAGCCAUUGAUGAGGUGGUCGUGACGAACACGGUGCCCCACGAAGUACAGAAGCUCCAGUGUCCAAAAAUCAAGACGGUGGACGUCAGCAUGAUACUGGCCGAGGCCAUUCGCCGCAUCCAUAACGGAGAGUCCAUGGCUUACCUGUUCCGCAACAUCACUGUGGACGACUAGAGUCAGAGCCACAUUGAGACCAGAUCCACAGCUGCCCGGGGCGCAUCACCAUCCAUCUGUUGUUUGAGUCAGGACUACAUGAUUCACAUGUGUCCCAAGCCGUUUAAAGAAAUGCUUUAAAUUCCUCCAAGGGAUUUCU
Messenger RNA from Menidia menidia (Atlantic silverside), 1557 nucleotides. NCBI's taxonomy places the organism in Eukaryota, Metazoa, Chordata, Actinopteri, Atheriniformes, Atherinopsidae. The record is from the annotation of a GenBank genome assembly.